GAGAGAACAGGGGAAUACAAUGUAAAAGCCUGGACAUCUGGAAAGGGGAGGGCCUGGAGAACCUUAUCACAUCUGACUGAGCCUCCAAUUACAAUGGAGAACGUGUUAUGCAAUGAGAAGAGAGAGGAAGGAAAACAGAUUGCUUAUCUGAGAGAAAUCCGAGCAGAAGAAAGAGAAAAGUGUCCGAAAUACAGCAGAGAAACCAGCAGCAUUCAGAAUGUCAUUUGAUCCGGACAAGCUCUCUCGACCAGAAAUGUUUGAUUUCCAUGGAGUCUGCAUGACUCACUUUUUCACAGACAACUGGGAGAACAUUCAAAACUUUCAGGCCAGGCCAGAUGAUAUACUUAUUGCAACAUACCCCAAAGCAGGAACCACAUGGGUGUCCUACAUCCUUGACCUGCUGUAUUUUGGUCAGAUAGAGCGUCAGACAUCCAUCCCAAUCUUUGAAAGAGUACCUUUUUUGGAGCUCAUCGUCCCGUCUUUCGGUUCAGGAAAAGACCUGGCAGACAACCUCCUGACUUCUCCUCGACUCAUUAAAACUCACUUUCCAUUCCAGUUUGUGCCAAAGUCCUUUUGGGAGCAAAACUGCAGGAUAGUCUACGUGGCCCGCAAUGCCAAAGACAACAUGGUGUCUUAUUUUCACUUUGAUCGCAUGAACAGGAUUCAGCCAGAGCCGGGAGAAUGGAGCAGCUACAUCCACAGAUUCAUGGAGGGAAAGAUGGUGUUUGGAUCCUGGUAUGACCAUGUGAACGGCUGGUGGAAGAAGAAACAGACUUACUCAAAACUCCAUUACAUGUUCUACGAAGAUCUGAUUGAGGAUACUGGACGGGAAAUAGACAAACUCUGCUCCUUUCUUGGUUUGUCUCCUUCAGUCGAGGAAAAGAAAAGAGUCACAAGUGGAGUGCAGUUUGACAAUAUGAAAAAGGACGACAUGGCCAACUACUCUACGAACUUUGUUAUGGACUUCAAAAUUUCUCCUUUUAUGAGAAAAGGGAAGGUUGGUGACUGGAAGAACCAUUUCACUGUGGCCCAGAGUGAACAGUUUGAUGAAGACUACAAGAAAAAGAUGAAGAAUUCCACACUUCAGUUUCGCACUGAAAUUUAAAGAGGACUGGACAGGCUGUGUAUAUUUGGAGAUGGAUCUAUGACGGACUGGACAUGUGGUGUUUCUGUGAAAAAAUCAAGUUACAGUUGCCUCUAAUGCAGUGAUUCUCAAAGUGGGAUGGGGCCAGGGGCUCCGUGAAAAGUUUUCAGAUUCAUUCAUUUAAAUUAUCAUGAUGUAGGCUAAUUUUUUUUUUUUUUUUCAAAAGGCUUUAGAGUUCUACAAAUACUAUUUCAAUUCUUAAAUCUAUAAUAGUUCAUAGAUUAAUUUCAUAGAUUUAAUAUUUCUUUCAUAACAUGAAAAUGUAGCAUGUAGAAAAAUUAACCAAUGAUGUAAUUGGUCAAAAAUCCUUAAAUAAAAAAAUGUAUAGUAUCCUGUCCACCAUAUUGUCCACAUGUACAGUCUAACUCUUCAGAAGAAUGAAAUGUUAAUGUGUAAUUAAAGAGCAGCUGUAUGACUAAAGAAUUUACACUGAUAUUCUCGAAUGAGAGCAAGACAUUAGUGUGAUCAAUAAAAUAAAUCCAAAUGUUUUUAUUCAUAUCUAUAAUUUUUAUAUUUGCAAUAAAACAACAAGAACUCAUUCAU
Sander lucioperca (pikeperch) is the source of this 1687-nucleotide messenger RNA. RefSeq names its product cytosolic sulfotransferase 3-like. Gene Ontology annotation, biological process: sulfation. The coding region runs from base 218 to 1105 and encodes 295 amino acids. Gene Ontology annotation, molecular function: sulfotransferase activity. The transcript is spliced from 8 exons. The record is from RefSeq and is a predicted model, not a curated record. NCBI's taxonomy places the organism in Eukaryota, Metazoa, Chordata, Actinopteri, Perciformes, Percidae. Gene Ontology annotation, cellular component: cytoplasm.